Messenger RNA from Penaeus chinensis, 1038 nucleotides. Its product is annotated as beta-1,3-galactosyltransferase 1-like. The transcript has 4 exons. Gene Ontology annotation, molecular function: hexosyltransferase activity. Gene Ontology annotation, cellular component: membrane. Bases 1 to 1038 code for a protein of 345 amino acids. Lineage: Eukaryota; Metazoa; Arthropoda; Malacostraca; Decapoda; Penaeidae. The record is from RefSeq and is a predicted model, not a curated record.
AUGUGGCACAGAGGUAAGUCACUUGAAGUUGACAUGGCCCAGUCUGCUUCUGCUGACAAAAUUAUGAGUGUAUAUCUGGAGAUGUUGCUAGUUAAGCCCAAUGCAACUUAUAUAGACCUUGCUUUGAUAUGGGCCAAUCCUUUCCACAUGGGGUCAGGUCAAAUGAACACGGCCUCCAUGAUCCCCCAGGGCGCCGAGAGCAGGCAGCCAACCGCUGCACUUCGCUCUCUUCCUCCCGAAGACUUUCCGUCGGACUUCCUGAUCGAGGAGGAGGACUUCUGCAGCCGCCAGCGCCGUCGCCUCUUCCUUCUCGCAUACGUCCACUCCUCCAUCCUCGCGACUCGCAAGCGGUCACACACUAGGGCGACUUGGGCGGGCGGCAAGGGAUACGGCGUGGGCUUGGGCGUCGUGUUCAUGGUGGGGCGCGCCAGGACCCCGGAGGAGCAGAGGAUCGUUCAGGAAGAAAGUCGUCUCCAUCAUGACAUCGUGCAGGGAAAUUAUACCGACACCUACGAGUUGCUGAGCCUCAAGGCCCUCGCGUCUCUUGCAUGGGUGAGCCGACACUGCUCCCCCGUGCCCUGGACGCUCCACGCAGACGACGACGUGUUGGUGGACCCCUUUCUCCUCACAUCCCUCCUCAGGAGGAGGCUCUCGAGAGAGAAGAACAAGUUCCUUUGCUAUCCAUGGAAGGGCUCUAAAGUCCAGCGCCAGGGACGCUGGGCCGUCCAGUACGAAGACUAUCCCAACGCUACCUAUCCUGAGUACUGUAUGGGAGCUGCCUGGGUAGUGCAGACUCACGUCAUCCCAAGUCUUCUGAGUGCGGCCGCGCGAGUUCCGUUCCUGUGGGUGGAUGACGUCUACGUCACUGGAAUAUUAGCGCAAGGCGCGGCCGUGAAACACUCGCCAUGGAUGAGGAAGUUCAUCAGCAGGGAAAAUAUUAGUGAAGAGGAUAUAGGAAAGAAAGUGAUUUGGUAUCACCUGGGAGAGGACAGGUCUGCCUGGUGGAAACUAAUUCUGGGUUACCAUGGAUACCACUAG